AUGCUGUACGGCGACUUUGGCCCCGCGACGUCGCCCAGCGGCCUGCCCUCGCACGACGACUUUGCGCGGGCGUUCUGGGUUUCGACCAAGCAGAACGGCAUCUGGCAGACGUGGGCCCCACGCUGGACCAUGUUCAGCAGGGGCAACGUCAAGGAAAAGGCCCGCCUCCUCGCCUUUCACGACGAGACCGCCACGGCGGCUUUUCCCCACCGCGCCUCCGUCUCGCUUCCUUCGGGCACGGGCUCGACGGCAGCGGCGCCGUGGGCCGUCGACAUGUACGCGGGCAUCGGCUACUUUACCUUUUCGUACGCCCGGCUCGGCAUGCGCGUCCUCUGCUGGGAGCUCAACCCCUGGAGCGUCGAGGCGCUGCGGCGCGGCGCCGUGGCCAACGGCUGGGGCGACGUGCACGUGGCGCGCGGCCACGACCUGCUGCGACCGACGCAGGAGCUCGUGCCGGCGGGGGCGAGGAUCGUCGUGUUCCUCGAGGACAACGGCGAGGCGGCGCGGCGGAUCGCGGCGUGGCGGUCGAGAGACGCCCUCGACGUGCUGCACAUCAACUGCGGGCUGCUGCCGACGAGCGAGGCGACGUGGCGGCCGUGCUGGGAGAUUGUGGCACGGGGCGCGGCGCCGGCGAGCUGGCUGCACCUGCACGACAAUGUCGCCACGGGGGAUAUUGAGGCACGGCGCGCCGACAUACAGAGCCGGUUCGACGGCUGGGUGCGGGACGAGGGGGGCGCCGAGGGCGAGGGCGUCACGGCGCGCGAGGCGCGGGUCGAGCACGUGGAGCUCGUCAAGACGUACGCGCCCGACGUGUGGCACUGCGUCUUUGAUGUGUGUAUUCUUACAAAACGUACAUGA
Molecule: messenger RNA, 858 nt
Organism: Verticillium alfalfae VaMs.102
Lineage: Eukaryota; Fungi; Ascomycota; Sordariomycetes; Glomerellales; Plectosphaerellaceae
Product: tRNA wybutosine-synthesizing protein
Exons: 1
Coding region: 1-858 (285 amino acids)
Biological process (GO): tRNA methylation
Cellular component (GO): cytoplasm
Molecular function (GO): tRNA methyltransferase activity
Source: RefSeq, a predicted model, not a curated record